AUGUCUAGUUUUAUUGUUAAGUGGGUUACAAAUCGUCUUUUGAAAGAUAACCAAUGGAAUAGAUUUGGCGUUGAAGACCCAUAUUACCAAGAUGUCGUAGUCGAUGUCAAGAAAAACGGCGAAAAAAAAUACAAAAAAGUUCCUCGACCAAUUCCCGAAGGAAUCUCCAAGCAGGAUGUUUCUGUUUUAGAGCAAUUCAAAAAGAAAGCUUAUCGAUACGACUAUUGGUUUAAAUUGUUUGGCGUGCAAUUCGGAUGGACAAAUCUUGUGAGUAUUAUCCCUGUGGUGGGUACAGUAAUACAGACAUAUUGGUCGCUCAACUUGCUCUUGCUUGCAAGAAGAAUCAAUGAUGGAUUGCCGUUGGAUUUGCAGUUGUUAUUUGUUCUUAAUAUUGCCAUUGAUUUUGGAUUGGGGUUAAUCCCCUUUGUUGGAAGCAUAGUGGAGAUUGGAUAUAAAGCUAAUUCCAGAAACUACUUGUUGUUAGAGAAACACCUUAUAAGAGUUGGUGAGAAAAAUAUGGGUAUAAUCACGCAGGAAGAGGUGAGACCUGGUUUUAUAAAUGACAAAGUGCAGCCCUUUAUGGAUGAAACUUUAAAGGAAAAAGUCAUCCCUUUUGUCGAUGACACGUUGAAACCUGGAGCAAUCAAAGCUGGUGAGCAAGUGCUCGAAUUAUUGCACAGAAAACCAAGAAGUACCAGUUCUUCGUCUGAGUCAUCAACCGCAAAGCGGACCAGCUCAGCCGCAACUACUACUCAGACAAAUGCUACAGUAACUACGUCUUCAUUGAACCCCAGCGAUGUUGAUAAUGAUGAUACGAGGUCUAUUCGGAACUUAAGAGAUCUCAAUGAAAAGAACAGAGCCACAGAAUAA
Molecule: messenger RNA, 870 nt
Organism: Lodderomyces elongisporus
Lineage: Eukaryota; Fungi; Ascomycota; Pichiomycetes; Serinales; Debaryomycetaceae
Product: DUF4112 domain-containing protein
Exons: 1
Coding region: 1-870 (289 amino acids)
Source: RefSeq, a predicted model, not a curated record